GGAAUUUUUCACUUCCCCAAAUUCUUUCCCAUUGGCGUCAGUCUGCACCAGCCAACACCAAUUGGCUUCUUUGCACUGAUUGCGCGACACCUUGGGUAUCGGGAUUUGCCCUUUUCUGGUCAGAGGACACUGUCGUUCUCACAGCUGAUCAGGAAAUGGCGUCUCGCUGCCUCGCAACGCCGCUCCGGCUUCGGCCGCAACUGGCCGCAGCGGUGACCGCAACCUCGUCCGCCCCGGCCUUGCAACGCUGGAGCUCGAGCAGCAAGUCGACUGCCGCCAUGGCCUACAAAUCUAUUCGCCGCCGCUCUGCGCCUCUUCCCGUCGACAAGUCGCCUGCCUGGUCCGCCCAGGCGGCUGUGUCCAACAUCCUUUACGAGACCCCGUCCCCGUCAAUGCAGCCUCCCAAGCGUCACAUUCUGAACUGCCUUGUCCAGAACGAACCCGGUGUUCUGUCUCGUGUCUCUGGAAUUCUCGCGGCCCGUGGGUUCAACAUCGAUUCACUCGUUGUUUGCAACACCGAGGUCGAGGAUCUUUCUCGGAUGACGAUCGUUCUGACUGGCCAGGAUGGCGUCGUCGAGCAGGCACGCCGCCAGCUCGAGGAUCUGGUUCCUGUAUGGGCCGUCCUUAACUACACCAACGCAGCACUUGUGCAACGAGAGCUUCUCCUUGCCAAAAUAAACAUCCUCGGCCCCGAAUACUUUGAGGAGCUGCUCGCACACCACCGUGAGAUCACAGCGAGCGAUGCAGACCCGGCUUCCGCCGAGGGGCUCGAGCAGACUCUGGAAGAGACCGCUAAGGACUUCCAUCCGAGCAAGCUUGCCCUCAGCGAGGCGCUUCGCCAUAAGCACGAGCACUUGAAAACUAUCACCUAUUUCGCACACCAGUUCGGCGGCAAGGUUCUCGAUAUUAGCACAAACAGCUGCAUUGUGGAGAUAUCCGCCAAACAAUCGAGAAUCGACUCUUUCCUGAAACUUGUUGGCCCCUUCGGCAUCCUGGAAUCGGCCCGGACUGGUCUGAUGGCCCUGCCCCGAUCUCCGCUGCAGAGCGAACAGGAUGAGCCCCUCCUUAAGGAAGCCGAUGAGAUUGUCGACGCUAGCCAGCUUCCUCCCGGUUAACAAGCCGCUAUUGUACAUGAACCAAAGAAGGCUACGCGGCGUUUGUCGGAGGUGUUUACUAUCACUAGGCUGUAUUAUGAAACAAACUUUCCGUUUCAACUUAGUUCUCCUUGCUCGCCUGGUGAUGACAAGCGUGAUAUUUUUAUCGGGCCAAUUCUAAACUUC
Molecule: messenger RNA, 1280 nt
Organism: Sodiomyces alkalinus F11
Lineage: Eukaryota; Fungi; Ascomycota; Sordariomycetes; Glomerellales; Plectosphaerellaceae
Product: acetolactate synthase
Exons: 2
Coding region: 156-1115 (319 amino acids)
Biological process (GO): branched-chain amino acid biosynthetic process
Cellular component (GO): acetolactate synthase complex; mitochondrial nucleoid
Molecular function (GO): acetolactate synthase regulator activity
Source: RefSeq, a predicted model, not a curated record